Molecule: messenger RNA, 2287 nt
Organism: Ostrinia furnacalis (Asian corn borer)
Lineage: Eukaryota; Metazoa; Arthropoda; Insecta; Lepidoptera; Crambidae
Gene: Mon1
Product: vacuolar fusion protein MON1 homolog
Exons: 7
Coding region: 100-1779 (559 amino acids)
Biological process (GO): endosome to lysosome transport via multivesicular body sorting pathway; protein targeting to vacuole
Cellular component (GO): Mon1-Ccz1 complex
Source: RefSeq, a predicted model, not a curated record
UGACAUUCAUCUAUUUCCCAAAAACUCGAUGCAGCGGACUUACAAACGCAGUUUCAUAGUAAAUAAAAAUACAUAUUUAAAUACUAAAAUCCCUGUGCGAUGGCGUCUACCUCUAAAGACAACGUUCAAGCUGGCACCAGUACUCAAAUAAACCCUACCGACGACUUGGAACCGGGCGCAUGUCCCGAAAGUAUUUUGAACCCUACUGAUUCUUUCGAUGAGUUUGCUUCAGAGAUGAGCUGCUCCCUGCAGGAGCGGAAUAAGUCUUUGGCAGCCAAGAGCAGCACCAUAUCUGAGAUCCAGAGCGAGAUUGGUGAGAAAGACAAGGACGGUUCUGAGAUGAAAAGUACAAAAUCGAGCGAUGAUCUGCAAAGCAAGAAUGGAAACAUGUCAGCAUCAGCCAGCAGUUCAAACCUAAUUGAAGAGAAUGGUGAUGAUGAAGACAAUGACAAGGAUGAUUAUUUGCAAUCACCAGAGUUGGUGAACAAGGAGAAACAUGUUUUUGUGUUGAGUUCUGCUGGGAAACCUAUUUACUCAAGAUACGGUAACGAAGACAAACUGGCCGGUUUGUGCGGUGUGAUCCAAGCAUUAGUCAGUGUGAUCGAAGACCAGAACCAGGAUAUACUCAGAUCCAUCUGCACCAAAGAUUGCAGGGUGGUGUUCUUAGUGAAAGGUCCGUUGAUACUUGUCGCGGUGUCGAAGUCAAAUGAAAGUGAAACGCAGCUGGUACUGCAGUUAACAUAUGCAUUUAAUCAAAUAGUGUCAGUGUUAACAUUGACACAACUAAAUAGGAUAUUCGAACAAAGGAGGAAUUAUGAUCUGAGAAGACUGUUGUCUGGGGCAGAGAGACUUAUCGACAAUUUAUUCGUAUUUAUGGAGAAAGACCCUGCAUUUUUAUUAGGUGCAGUAAGAUGUCUGCCAUUGCCAGAAAAAGCCAGAGAAAACAUAACAAACGCGAUAACUACGACGUGUCACAAAAUCCGAGAUUUGGUGUUUGCUAUACUCAUAGCGGGGAACCAGCUGAUCACGCUAGUACGGAUGAAGAAGUACACAUUGCAUCCUUCUGAUAUACACCUGCUUUUCAACCUAGUCAGGAGUUCGGAAUCCUUCAAGACUGCGGAGAGUUGGACACCGAUUUGUCUGCCGAAGUUUGACGCGACGGGUUUCCUCCACGGGCACGUCUCAUACAUAUCCGAGGACUGCCAAGCUUGCCUUCUCCUUCUAACGGUACAGAGAGAUGCGUUCUUCCCUCUCUCUCAAGCUAAGCACACAAUUGCAGAAAAACUCCGACGAUCCAACUGUCUAGUUGCAAUCAACGACGCACUGAACAGAAAUGAAGAAUUACCCACAACGAAUCCCCUAAAACACAUUGGUAUUCCAGAAAUCAGGCAUUUUAUGUACAAAUGCAAAUCUACGGCACAACUUUUCACGUCUGACCCCAUAAGUCUGGAUCGGUUACAAGAUUAUCGAAUAAGGCAUAAAGAAGGGGGUGAUAUAGUCAAAGAGAAGAAAAUAGAAAAGUUGUCAGAUAUAGAUUAUGUUAGAAAUUACAGGAAAUUUUGUAGUCAAAUUCAUUGUACGUCGAUUCCAGCAAAAUUGAUAUUUAGGUCGAACUCGGAUGACACUAUUUUGGCCUGGGUAACAAACGGUUUCGAACUCUACGUAACCUUCGACCCCCUAAUGGAGAAAGAUCAAGCGAUCAAAGCUGUAGACCGUCUGCUCAGGUGGAUCAAGCGCGAAGAACAGAGGAUAUUCAUCAUGAACGCGCCGACGUUCUAGCAAACAACCAACUUGAGUGGCUUCCUGAAGAACACUAUGCGCAGUGUCGGAACUAGUAAUUGGAUCGUGUGAUUUUUGUCACUUGAUAAAAAUACUAGUGAUUAUUUGCAACCUGAGUGGCUUCCUGAAAAACGCUAUGCGCAGUGUCGGACUCGCUACUGGUAAUUGGAAUGUGUGUUUUUUGUCACUUGAUAAAAAUACUAGUGAUUUUUAACGAAUACUCUGAAAGCUUCCAGCAGUGCUGUUCUAGUGUCGUCUCGUCCGUCAUGUGAUAUUUUGUCACUCGAUAAAAUAAUUGUGAAUCUGUUACAGAGCGAAUGAUUGAUUGUAUUGACUUUAAACGGCUUGUAGUAGUUGGGUUAUUGGGUGAUUGGGUCAUGUCAUGUGAUAUAUUUAAAAAAGUGUGCAAGGUACAGCGACCGCACAUCAGAUAUUAUAGAUCGUUUCAUCCACGAAGACGCGCCCCACCAAUGUUUGGUCGAGGGAAGCGCGAGGUGCGAGGAGUUUG